Messenger RNA from Naegleria gruberi, 2053 nucleotides. Its product is annotated as asparagine synthetase. The transcript has a single exon. Bases 259 to 2025 code for a protein of 588 amino acids. Lineage: Eukaryota; Heterolobosea; Eutetramitea; Acrasida; Naegleriidae. Gene Ontology annotation, cellular component: cytosol. Gene Ontology annotation, molecular function: asparagine synthase (glutamine-hydrolyzing) activity. The record is from RefSeq and is a predicted model, not a curated record.
CUCAACAAUAAUCACGAUUGAUUUAAUCAUCACGAUUUAUUGCUCUCCAUACAAUUCUUUUUAAAAGAAGUUCUCUCUCACCUUUGAAACAUUUGUACCUACUUUGUAUUAUUCAAAGUUUUUGUUUAUGCAACAAGUAUUAUUAGAUUGUCAACAAACCAUCAACACAGACGAAUUAUUUGUCUAUUGCAGCCUUAGCCUCAUUACCUAUCGUAGACCACUCCAAGUAGCUAAAGAAGAACAUUUACCAAACUGACAAUGUGCGGAAUUACCUUUGUUUUGAGAUAUCUCACUGAAAAAGCUAGUCAAGAUCAAAGACAAGAAGCGUUGGAAGAAGUUCGUGCCUUAUCCAAAUUGCUCGUUCACAGAGGACCAAUUGAAUCUGAUAUUAAAGUAUGGCCUCUUUCCACUGCCAAGGAAUCCUAUGCUUGUAUGGCUCAUGAACGUUUGUCCAUUAUUGAUCUUACUACUGGUAAACAACCAAUUCUUUCACAAGAUGAAACUUGUGCUGUCAUUCACAAUGGUGAAAUUUAUAACCAUGAUGACAUUGAUGCUGAAUUGAAAAAGGAAGGAUUCCAAUACCGUACUCAUUCCGAUUCUGAAUGUAUUCUUCACUUGUACGAACAAGCUAAAAAGAAGAGAAUUGAAAAAGGUCAAGUCGAUCCAUUGACUGUUAUUACCAUUCAAGAUGCUGUUGAAUUUGUUUCCAAAUUGGAUGGUUACUUUGCUACUGUUGUCUAUGACUCUGUUACUCAAACCUUGGUUGCUGCUCGUGACCGUAUUGGUAUCAAGCCUCUCUACAUGGGUAGAAAGAAGAAUGUUGAUGGACAAAUGGACAGUGUCUGGUUUGCCUCUGAAAUGAAAGUUUUGAGUGCAGCUGGCUGUUAUGAAAUUGAUACCUUCUUACCAGGUAUGGUCUAUCUUCAACAUUCUUCUCAAGAAUUUGGUGUUAUUGAACAAUAUUAUAACCCAAUUUGGUUUGAUAGCAAGGUUUACAACAAGCCAGAAGAAACUGAUUUGGUCAAGAUUAGAGAAGGUUUUGAGGCUGCUGUUAAGAAGAGAAUGAUGUCUGAUGUUGAAUUGGGAGUCUUUUUGAGUGGUGGUUUGGACUCCUCACUUGUUGCUGCUCUUGUUAAAAAGUAUACUAACCAACCUCGUUUGCACAGUUUCUCAAUUGGUAUUGGUGCAAAUGAAAGUUCCGAUUUGGUUGCUGCCAGAAAGGUUGCUGCUCACUUGGGCACUGUUCACCAUGAACACAUUUUCGCUAUUGACGAAGGUAUUGCUGCUUUGGAAAAGGUUGUCUAUCACUUGGAAUCUUAUGAUGUCACUACUGUUAGAGCUACUACACCAAUGUUCUUGCUCUCUCACUUGGCUUCUCAAUACAUUCGUGUUAUCUUGUCUGGUGAAGGAAGUGAUGAAAUGUUUGGUGGUUAUGUCUAUUUCAGAGAUGCCAAGGACUCUCAACAAUUACAAGAUGAAAUGGUUACUAAGGUUAGAAACUUGCACUUGGCUGACGUUAUGAGAUGUGAUAGAGCUACCAUGGCUCAUGGUUUGGAAGCUAGAGUUCCAUUCUUGGAUAAGGACUUUUUGGAUACUGUCAUGACUAUUCAUCCAGAUCAUAAAUUGCAUCACUACCAUGGUACUGAUGGUGAGGAACACAAUAUGGAAAAGUUUGUUCUUAGAAAGGCCUUUGAUGGAUUGGAUUUGAUUCCUGAUGAAAUUUUGUGGAGAACUAAGGUUCAAUUUGGUGAUGGUGUUGGUCACGGUUGGAUUGACUCUUUGAAGGAAUUCUGUGACAAGCAAGUCACUGACGAAGACUUUGCUAAGGCUGCUGAAAGAUUCCCUUACAAUACUCCAAUUUCUAAGGAAGCUUACUAUUAUAGAACCUUGUUCGAAAAGCACUUCCCAUCUGAUAUUUGUGCCAAGACUUGCAAGAAGUGGUUGCCAUGGAGUAAGUAUGAAGUCGAUCCUAGCGGUAGAUUCCAAUUGUCUGAAAUCAAGAAGCUCAACCAAGAUUCCCAAUAAACUUAUUUCUAAGGAAUACAAGUUUUUC